Molecule: messenger RNA, 532 nt
Organism: Apodemus sylvaticus (European woodmouse)
Lineage: Eukaryota; Metazoa; Chordata; Mammalia; Rodentia; Muridae
Product: neutrophil antibiotic peptide NP-2-like
Exons: 3
Coding region: 22-405 (127 amino acids)
Biological process (GO): defense response to Gram-negative bacterium; innate immune response in mucosa; antibacterial humoral response
Cellular component (GO): extracellular region; extracellular matrix
Source: RefSeq, a predicted model, not a curated record
AUAGGGGUAGUCUGUUCCCAGAUGUUUCAGCUGCUCUUGUAUCCCAAGGUCUGGACUGAAGGGUGCUAUCUCUCUUGCUUUACUAUCCCUGCAUACCACAAGGGUCUGAAACCCACAGCAAUGAGGAUGCUCGCUCUGCUCACCACCCUUCUCCUACUGGCCCUCCAGACUCAGGCAGAAUUUCCCCAAGGAAGUGCUGAGGAGGCUCCAGACCAGGAGCAGCUGGUGGAGGAGGAUCAGGAUAUUUCCAUAUCCUUUGGAGAGGAUAAAGGCACUGCUCUCCUAGAUUCAGAUGUGAAGUCAGACUUGACCUGCUAUUGCAGACUCACACGCUGUGGUUUUAGAGAACGACUCGCUGGGGCCUGCAGUUAUCGUCGCCGCAUCUACCGACUCUGCUGCCGCUGAGAACUAAGGACAAGAAGAAUACAUUUGUCAUAUGACCUGAGAUAUUGAAGGAGACUGUUUUUGCCUCAUGUUGUGUCCUUGAGUUUCCUUUUCCUUUAUACCCAAAUAAAGUACUUACGGCAAGUUC